Molecule: messenger RNA, 1937 nt
Organism: Colletotrichum acutatum
Lineage: Eukaryota; Fungi; Ascomycota; Sordariomycetes; Glomerellales; Glomerellaceae
Product: T-complex protein 1
Exons: 6
Coding region: 132-1754 (540 amino acids)
Biological process (GO): protein folding
Cellular component (GO): chaperonin-containing T-complex
Molecular function (GO): ATP binding; ATP-dependent protein folding chaperone; ATP hydrolysis activity
Source: RefSeq, a predicted model, not a curated record
AGCAGCAGCACCACCACCGCCCCCGCCAUCUCCACGGUUUCCUCUGCAACGGUGAAGCUCUUCGCCGACGCACACAUUCCCUCGACGACACCAAUUUUUAUUCGAGUUUUUCAAAUCGUCGUCGCACAACCAUGCAGGCCCCAGUAGUGGUAAUGAACACCGGCGCCGGUGAACGGCAGACAGGUCGCAAGGCCCAGAUGUCCAACAUCGCGGCUGCCAAGACCGUCGCCGACAUUAUUCGAUCUUGCUUGGGUCCCAAGGCUAUGUUGAAGAUGCUCCUCGACCCCAUGGGCGGUAUCGUCCUCACCAACGACGGCCACGCCAUCCUCAGAGAGAUCGAGGUCUCGCACCCUGCAGCAAAGAGCAUGAUCGAGCUCAGCCGGACACAAGACGAAGAGGUUGGCGACGGCACAACAACGGUCAUUAUUCUGGCUGGCGAGAUGCUUGCGCAGUCACUUCCCCAGCUCGAGCGUAACAUUCACCCGGUCCAGAUCAUUGCUGCCUUCCGCCGCGCGCUGAAGGACGCCCUCGAGAUCGUCGACGACAUCUCCCUCCCCAUCGACGUCAACGACGACAAGGCCAUGCGCGGCCUCAUCUCCUCCUCCAUCGGCACCAAGUUCGUCUCGAGAUGGUCCGACCUGAUGUGCGACCUUGCUCUCCGCGCCGUCCGCACCGUCACCUGGGAGGCCGGCAACGGAAAGACCGAGGUUGACAUCAAGAGAUACGCACGUGUGGAGAAGGUGCCAGGCGGUGAGAUCGAGGACAGCAGAGUGCUGGACGGAGUCAUGCUCAACAAGGACAUCACUCACCCCAAGAUGCGCCGGAGAAUAGAAAACCCCAGAAUCGUCCUCCUCGACUGCCCCUUGGAGUACAAGAAGGGCGAGUCGCAGACCAAUAUCGAGAUUUCCAAGGAGGAGGACUGGAACCGUAUCCUGCAGAUCGAGGAGGAGCAGGUCAAGGCAAUGUGCGAGGGCAUCAUCGCCCUCAAGCCCGAUCUGGUCAUCACCGAGAAGGGCGUCUCAGAUCUCGCCCAGCAUUACUUCAUGAAGGCUAACAUCACCGCCCUCCGCCGCGUUCGCAAGACGGACAACAACAGAAUAGCAAGAGCGACGGGCGCCACCAUUGUCAACCGCGUCGAUGAUAUCCAGGACUCCGAUGUCGGCACGCUCUGCGGCCUGUUCGAGAUUGAGAAGAUUGGCGACGAGUACUUCACCUUCCUCACCGGAUGCAAGAACCCCAAGGCCUGCACAGUGCUCCUCCGCGGCCCGUCGAAGGACGUGCUCAACGAGAUUGAGCGUAACCUGCAGGAUGCCAUGGGUGUUGCCCGCAACGUCAUGUUCAACCCCAGACUCUCCCCCGGUGGUGGCGCUACGGAGAUGGCCGUCUCUGUGCGGUUGAGCCAGCUCGCAAAGGGCGUCGAGGGUGUCCAGCAAUGGCCGUACAAGGCCGUUGCCGACGCGCUUGAGGUCAUCCCCCGCACCUUGGUCCAGAACGCCGGUGCCAGCCCCGUCAGAGUACUGACGGACCUGCGCGCCAAGCAUGCAGAGGGCAAGCACUCGUGGGGUAUCAACGGUGACUCUGGUGUUGUCGCCGACAUGAAGGAGUACGGUGUGUGGGAGCCUGAGGCUAUCAAGUUGCAGAGUAUCAAGACGGCAAUUGAGUCCGCUUGCUUGCUCCUCAGAGUAGACGAUAUCUGCAGCGCAAGAAAGGCGGCGCAAAUGGGUAACGGCCUGCACGGAGGUGGCGACGAAUAAGAUGCCUGUUGACGUUAGUCGGAUUUGGUACUUUCUUCAUGGCGAAGCAGAGAGAGGUUGUUGCAAUGAGACGCGAUGAAGAUGAAAAAAAAAGGUCAUACCCCUGUGUGGAUGCAUAGAUAUGGGAUUAGAAAUUACCUAGACGACUGAAGUUCUCAGGACAUCUCCAAAGGACAAAAAAGC